CACCGCCAACACAGUUGCUGCCGCUGACCAGGGCAUCCACCCUCCUCGCAACCAUUGCUCCGAAACAAGCUGACGCCUUCGUUAAAGCUUGUUUAUUUUCUCCUUACCCCAUUUUCUUCUCAACACCAAUUGCGUUGCGUCCACCAACCAAGAAGUUGAACGGUAGACCAGGCCCAUUCUAUGUUCCAAAGUCACGUGAGAGAGAAGAUUUGCAGCGCCUACGUGUCAGAAACAUAGACGAGACUACGACACGCAACCCCCUGACAUGCUAAAACGUGUCGCCCAUGCAAAGCCCGCCAUCACCUCCCAUUCCCCUUCAUACACAUUACGAACGUUCUGCCAGCCAUUCUCAGAGGCUUCGUAAAAUAGCUGUGGUCAUCGUCAUCAUUCUAGUAAAAGAUCAGGGGCAGAGAUCCAAUGGCUCAGGCGACGUUUCCUCCGCUUAAUAAACGGACUGAAUCUUUAAGGCUUCUUAGCGGCCAUUCCAUACCCGCCGUCGGACUGGGGACUUGGCGGUCUGGCUCCGAAGCCUCCAACGCUGUGUUCACUGCAAUCGUCGAGGCUGGGUAUAGGCACAUAGAUACAGCAUCCCAGUAUGAAGUUCAAGAAGAGGUUGGGCAAGGGCUCAAGAGGGCCAUCGAUGCAGGAGUGGAGAGGAGGCACCUCUUUGUGACUUCUAAACUUUGGUGUUUUGAUAUGUCUCCAGAAAGGGUUAGACCUGCAUUGAUGAGAACCCUUCAAGAUUUGCAGCUUGAAUAUCUAGAUCUAUAUCUGAUCCAUUGGCCCUUCCGCCUGAAAGAGGAAGCGAGCAGGCCUCCAAAGGCUGGAGAGGUUUUGGACUUCGACAUGGAAGGGGUUUGGAGAGAGAUGGAAAAGCUUGUGGAGGAUAAUCUUGUAAGAGAUAUUGGCAUUUGUAACUUUACACUCAAGAAACUGAAUAAGCUACUGGGUUUCGCUCAAACAAUGCCCUGUGUGUGUCAGAUGGAGAUGCAUCCGGGAUGGAGAAACGAUAAAAUGCUAGAGGCUUGCAAGAAGAAUGGCAUCCAAGUCACUGCAUACUCACCGCUGGGAUCGUCGGAAAAGGGCAGAGAUCUGAUCCAUGACACAACAGUGGAUAGGAUAUCGAAGAAACUGAACAAGAGCGCAGGGCAGGUGCUGGUGAGGUGGGCUGUACAGAGAGGCACCAGUGUGAUACCCAAGUCCUCGCACUCCAACAGGAUCAAGGAGAACAUUAUGGUGUUCGAUUGGCAAAUCCCAGAACAAGACUUCCAUGCUCUUUCCUCUCUCCCUGAUCAGAAACGAGUACUUACGGGUGAAGAUAUGUUUGUGAACAAGGAGCAUGGGCCUUUCAGGGGCGUAGCAGAUCUUUGGGACCAUGAGGAUUGACAUAAAUGGCUGUGUAUGGUGCAUGUCGUCAUUGCAUAUUUUUGCUGCAAAAUAAAGAAAUCACUGCUUUGUAAGGUGGGUAAAUCAACCAUUUAUGCAUGUUAUUUGCUAUGUAAUAUCCAUCCCAGGGAGUCCUGCUGUACCUCAUAUAUAUCAGUUUGCCAGGAUGUAUAGUCCUCUGUAAUGGAACAUCAAAAUAUCAGUUUGCCAGGAUGUUUUUUAACUAUCAUUUGAAUUUUGAGGAUUUAAUUAUCUAUUUAAAAUUUUAAUGUUCUCUUAAA
Malania oleifera is the source of this 1667-nucleotide messenger RNA. Its product is annotated as aldose reductase. The transcript has 8 exons. The coding region runs from base 418 to 1386 and encodes 322 amino acids. Lineage: Eukaryota; Viridiplantae; Streptophyta; Magnoliopsida; Santalales; Ximeniaceae. Gene Ontology annotation, molecular function: aldose reductase (NADPH) activity. The record is from RefSeq and is a predicted model, not a curated record. Gene Ontology annotation, cellular component: cytosol.